This is a messenger RNA of Pelodiscus sinensis (Chinese soft-shelled turtle), 933 nucleotides long. RefSeq names its product olfactory receptor 10D3-like. Gene Ontology annotation, molecular function: G protein-coupled receptor activity; olfactory receptor activity. Lineage: Eukaryota; Metazoa; Chordata; Testudines; Trionychidae. Gene Ontology annotation, cellular component: membrane. The record is from RefSeq and is a predicted model, not a curated record. Gene Ontology annotation, biological process: G protein-coupled receptor signaling pathway.
AUGGGUCUGGGGAACAGCACGGCGGUGACUCAUUUCAUCCUCUCCGAGCUCCCCAACACCGAGGGUCUCCAGACUCUCCUCUUCAUCACCUUCUUAGUCUUCUACCUCUGCACCCUGCUGGGCAACCUGCUCAUCUUCUUUGCCAUCCUCACCGAUCCCCGCCUGCACACCCCCAUGUACUUCUUUCUCUCCAACCUCGCUGUGCUAGACAUCGGUUUUUCCUCCAUCAGCACCCCCAAAACAUUGGCCAACCUCUGGAGUCAACGCAAGGUCAUCUCUCUGGGCGAGUGCAUGUCCCAAGUCUUUUUCUUCCACUUCCUGGGCUGUACUGAGUCUUUGCUCUACACUGUCAUGGCCUACGACCGGUACGUGGCCAUCUGCCACCCACUGCGCUACCUGCUCAUCAUGAACCGCAGGGUGUGUACCCUCCUGGCUGCCGGCGCCUGGAUUGCCAGCUCCUUCAAUGCCACCAUCCUCACCAGCCUGACCUUCACACUACCCUACUGUGAGUCCAAUGUGGUGGACUAUUUCUUCUGCGACAUCUUCCCUUUAGUCAAGCUGGCCUGUGCAGACACGCACAUCGUUGAGACUGUGACCGUGACCAGUGUGGGUUUGGUGCCCUCGACUUGCUUCCUCCUCAUCCUCAUGUCCUACCUCCGCAUCAUGCUCUCCGUCCUGAAGAUGAGCGCGGGCAAAGGGAGACGCAAAGCGGCUUCUACUUGCGCCUCUCACCUAGCGGUGGUGAUGCUCUUCUUUGGGCAAUGCGCCCUGAUCUAUACCCAGCCCCAGCGGAGCAAAGCGCUGGUGACCUCUGUGCACAUCUUCGGCAAUGUGGUCACGCCCAUGCUGAACCCGGCCAUCUACACGCUAAGGAACAAGGAAGUGAAAGCGGCACUGAGAAAACUGAAGGGAAGUCAAACACCUGCGCAUUGA